AUGGAGAAAACCAUGGAACCUAUGCUUGGUCAUUUUGUUUACACGAAUGCACUUUUCAUGUGCAAGCGUCUCUGGGCCGAGUUUCCUUUUGAGAAUUUUUGUACAUCGAAGCUAUUGGAGAUGAUGAAUUAUAGAGACUCUAGUUUAUUGCGUCUGGUUUCGUACCUUUUAGCCCUUUGUUAG
This is a messenger RNA of Arabis nemorensis, 183 nucleotides long. NCBI's taxonomy places the organism in Eukaryota, Viridiplantae, Streptophyta, Magnoliopsida, Brassicales, Brassicaceae. The record is from the annotation of a GenBank genome assembly.